AUGGACUUAAUCUUAACUGCAUGGGUUACUGAAUUAAUGACUGGCGCAUCUGUCAGUCAAGCAACUGUUUCAGUAUUUGAUAAAAAACAAGAAACAAAUCAACAAGGACUAUGCACAAUUCGAACGCUCAGCACAGAGAACAAUGAAAGAGGAAUAUUAGUUGUAGAAAAGGAUGAAGAUACAUGUAUGGUAGUAGAUAUUUAUCAUGGUAAAUCAAAUUUUAAUGCUUAUGUAUGGCACGUAUUUAAUGAUCGAGGUUUAUAUAAGCCAAAUGAAGAUGUACAUAUAAAAGGUUAUGUUAGAUUAUUGAAAGAAGAAAGUGAAGCAAAAUUACCAUCUUAUGCACAAGGUACAAUUCAUUAUACAAUUAAUGAUUCUCGUGGCCAGAAACUUGAAGAGUCAAAAGUGAGAUUGAAUAAUUAUGGUGCAUUUGACAUGAAAUUUAAAUUACCUGAUAACGUUAACUUAGGUGAUGGUUCUAUACAUUUCAGUUUAUCAGAUUUAGCAACUAAUAAAACACAUUAUUUUAAAGUUCAAGAAUUUCGAAAACCAGAAUAUGAAGUUUCAUCAAUGCAUCGACCAACAACACCACAUUAUUGUCAUUCAACAAUUGAUGGAUAUGUUAUAGCUACUUGUGAAUGA
This is a messenger RNA of Didymodactylos carnosus, 642 nucleotides long. The record is from the annotation of a GenBank genome assembly. NCBI's taxonomy places the organism in Eukaryota, Metazoa, Rotifera, Eurotatoria, Philodinida, Philodinidae.